Plasmodium knowlesi strain H is the source of this 2877-nucleotide messenger RNA. Its product is annotated as conserved Plasmodium protein, unknown function. Gene Ontology annotation, molecular function: chromatin binding. The record is from RefSeq and is a predicted model, not a curated record. Gene Ontology annotation, biological process: DNA replication initiation. Gene Ontology annotation, cellular component: nucleolus. NCBI's taxonomy places the organism in Eukaryota, Apicomplexa, Aconoidasida, Haemosporida, Plasmodiidae. Bases 1 to 2877 code for a protein of 958 amino acids. The transcript has a single exon.
AUGGCGAAGAAGGCUAAGGCCGCGGAGAUUCAAAAAAAAAAAAAACGCAAGGAGAUCGAGCAGUAUGAGGCAAGGACAUUCAACAGAGAAAUCAGCAACAAAAUUAGGAGGAAAAGUUUCAGCCUACCAAGAGUUAAAAGAAAUGGAAUAAUUACGUAUGAUGAUGAAGACGAUGACAAUUACCAUGGGGUGGGAGGAGGAGGGGGAAGUGAUAAUCCAAGCGAAGAACAGAAUAGAAAGAAAAAUAGAAAAUUCCAAAGGGGACAACUGAAGCUGAAGAAAAUGCUAGAAAAAAUAAAGAACAAGAAAAAAAAAAUUAGAAAUCCACAGGAUGAAGAAAUUAUCAAAAUUGAAAACAAAAUGAAACAUUGCCAUGAUAUCAGAAAUGAAGUAGCCGCCAUUUCGAAUAGUAUCAUUGGGAAUCAGGACAUGCAUAUUGAGAAGUUUGAUUGUCUCUUCUUCAUCUGUAGGGAAAGCUUAACCAGAGGGCGGGAAUUGCAGAAGAGGGUUACUACCGAAAAUGGCACCGUUGCACGCGCGGACUGCAAAGCAAAUACCGACGAAGUGGACAGAAAAAUCAGGUACUACCAAAUGGUAAACGCAUUGACCUGUAUAUCCAUCUGUACGGUGCUCAAGUGCGUAACCCCUUCAUACAAAAUUAUCGGUGGUGAAAAUAUCCCAGGGGAAAAGAAAGGUAACACAGAACAUACAUCUUCAAUAGGCGAGACAGAUCAUCGCGUAAACACCAAUGGAAAAGGUGGAGGUUCCAUGAAGAGCCUGUCCAAGCUGAUGAUAAAUGUAAACAACAUAGAGCAAAAGAUAGUGCACUACUUUAAACAAUUCUGUACCAUGUUAAAAGAAAAUAUUCGCCACAAUGUAACUCUGUUUGUGAAUCUACUAUGCGAAAUAGUUACAGUCAAUUUGCACCUCUCCAGAAGUGAAGCACUUUUUGAUUACCUCACCUUGUAUGCAAAUAUACAUACCUACUCGAAGAAGAAAUAUAAUACCGUGGUGGCGAGAAGAGGAGCACUCACCAAAAAAGGGAAGACAAAUGUACACCUUCUGUGCAUGAAGUGCCUCAACACUAUUAAAGAAAUUAUCGAGAAUGACUCCAACUUAUCGUUUACCAUAACGUUAGUGGAUUAUUUUACUAACUCUCUUUUUAACAGGGAGGAAAAUGUAAGUCCGAAUUUAUUAAAAAUUUUCUCUCAUAUUAGCAUCGCUGAGAAGAAGAUCAACGCAAAGUUAUUUUCUGGUGAAGACCUAACUGAUGGUGCAUUUGGAAAACGGAAGGAUGAUACACUGAGGACGAAGACGAACGUUUGUGGAGAGUUAAAAAUUAUUGAAAAGAAUACGGAGAAGAUACUAGAUCAGCUAUUUUUAGUUUACCUGUGUGUGUUAAGGGGUUAUAAGAAGCACUCCGUGGCGUUGGUGAAGAACGCUUUACAGGGUAUAGCUCAUUAUGCGCUUUACGUGAAUAAGCUCCUGAUGGAUGAUGUGUUUGCAGAGGUGAAGGCGCUGGCCAUGGGGGGGGAAGGAAGCCUUGGUCAUGAUGGUGGUGUUGGAGGCGUUGGAAAUGUUGAUAGCGUUGAUCGCGUUGAUCGCGCUGUUCCUCCCACCCUGAGACUCACCUCCGCGCGCAUUUUCCUAGAAAUGAUAAACAAGGUGACGGAUGACAGUUUCUAUAUUGACUGCUCCUGGGUGGCGAAUACCCUCCUGUCCCUCCUGGACGUAUCCUUGCCUUACUUCCACCUCGGCUCGGUGCACUUCCUCUUCGAGCAUCAGAAUUUUGUGUAUAACAGUUUCGCCGAUUUUGGAAAGUGCAGUCAGAGUGAUUCCUUCUCAGAGGGAAAACAAAACGAUAGAGACAUGGAGAACGCAGAAGGGAGUAACCCUGUAGGAGGUACCGAAACAGGGGGAGUACAGAUAUCGUCCAAACACACAAGUGAGAAAUACAACUUUUGCGCAGAGCUGCUGUACUGCAUUGAGUUGCUCCUAAAAACAAAAAGCUUCACCAGUAACUACAACACCUUUAAGUCUAACAACAAUCAGCUCCUAGCCCGCAUCGUAUUCCAGUUGUACAACAUUGCUAUGCACGCAGACUACAUAAUUUCUUUCUGUAUUCUGCGUAUUGUCCAGAAUAUUUUGGAAAAGUACCCCCUGGUCAGAUCUAUUGUAGAUGAGGAAGGAAUUGUGAUAUCCUCUAUGAAUGAUAAUUUAUCCAUUUCUUUUUCGAAUAUUCUGUUUCAUUCUUCUUUUGUUGAAGAUUUAUCUUCCUUAGCCUUGGACAUCUCUUCGUAUGACUCUGACGAAAGUAGGAAGAACGCCCUUUUGAGUAGCUACAAAAUUCACCACAUGCAGAGGAAGGAUCCAAAUAGAGUAAUCCAUUUUAAUCUCUCCUUGAGUGAACCCAGAAUUGUGGAUGCGGACACAUUUAUGAAGUACACUCCAGAUAAAUGGGGUAGUGAAUCUACCCAGGGUACCUUUAAGAAGUUGCCUCCUUCCACCCACGAUGUCACUAAUACGGGUUUUAAGAAGGCAUCCUUUGGAAAAACUCUCCUUGAGAAGGUGCCCCUCAAAUUCAUCGGCACAAGUGCAAAUUUGUCUGUUAACCGCAUCCCCUCACAUAUGCUCACCGCAAUGGACUUUGUAGAAAUUGUUUUUUCUCCCUACGAGGAUUUGAUCACAUAUUUUGAAAAGGACCGCGGAAAGGGAGAAGGCGAUUCCCUCGAUGUAGGUAUUUCCCCGAACAACAGUCACGUCGAGGAAAGCACCACAGGGGAAAUCAUCAAAAAGAAUGAUAAGGUAAAUCGAAGGAAAAUUUGGAAAGGGAAGAAGAAGCAACAAAUGGGGAAGACAGGCAAAAAGGCAGAUUGA